GCAGAAGAAAAAGUGAGUGGAGAGAUUAGAUGACUUGUUAAUUUCUCCAGUACCCAUCAAAAAAUUAAAUGGGUCAGCAUCAAUCUGGGCCCGGUGGAACCGGUGGCGACAGAAAGGACGACAAGGACAAGAAGAAGAAAUACGAGCCACCCGUUCCAACGAGGGUGGGCAAGAAAAAGCGCAGGACAAAAGGACCGGACGCUGCUCUAAAGCUGCCUCAGGUCACUCCUCAUACAAGAUGCAGGCUGAAACUCUUAAAACUGGAGCGCAUCAAGGAUUAUCUCCUGAUGGAGGAGGAAUUCAUUAGGAACCAGGAGCGUCUAAAGCCACAGGAAGAGAAGAACGAAGAGGAGAGGUCCAAGGUUGACGAUUUGAGAGGGACACCUAUGUCCGUGGGAACGCUGGAGGAAAUCAUCGAUGACAAUCAUGCCAUUGUAUCUACUUCCGUAGGUUCAGAACACUAUGUUUCUAUUCUGUCCUUUGUCGACAAAGAUCAGCUGGAGCCAGGAUGUUCUGUUCUACUGAAUCACAAAGUUCACGCCGUUGUUGGGGUUUUGGGUGAUGAUACAGACCCAAUGGUCACUGUGAUGAAGUUGGAGAAGGCUCCGCAAGAAACUUAUGCUGACAUUGGAGGUCUUGAUGUACAAAUUCAAGAAAUCAAGGAAUCUGUCGAGCUUCCUAUGACUCAUCCAGAAUAUUAUGAAGAGAUGGGUAUUAAACCGCCAAAGGGUGUCAUUCUGUAUGGACCUCCUGGAACAGGCAAAACCCUGUUGGCUAAAGCCGUUGCUAAUCAAACAUCGGCAACUUUCCUCCGAGUUGUUGGAUCGGAACUUAUUCAAAAGUACUUGGGAGACGGGCCCAAGCUCGUCAGAGAACUGUUUAGAGUUGCAGAAGAACAUGCCCCAUCGAUUGUGUUUAUAGAUGAAAUCGACGCAGUUGGUACCAAAAGAUACGAUAGUAACAGCGGUGGUGAAAGAGAAAUUCAGAGAACCAUGCUGGAACUGCUAAAUCAAUUGGAUGGUUUUGAUAGCAGAGGAGACGUCAAAGUCGUUAUGGCAACUAAUAGAAUCGAAACACUGGAUCCUGCUCUAAUUAGACCUGGUCGUAUCGAUAGGAAAAUUGAAUUCCCAUUGCCGGAUGAAAAGACUAAGAAGAGAAUUUUCAAUAUACACACAAGUAGAAUGACUUUAGCUCCAGAUGUAAAUUUAACUGAGUUGAUCAUGGCAAAAGAUGAUUUAUCAGGAGCAGACAUCAAGGCAAUAUGUACUGAAGCUGGGUUAAUGGCGUUGAGAGAACGGCGAAUGAAAGUUACCAACGAAGACUUUAAAAAGUCAAAAGAAAGCGUAUUAUACAGAAAAAAAGAAGGGUCGCCAGAAGGUUUAUAUUUAUAAAAAAUGUAUUUUUUUUUUUUUUUUACUGAGGUUCCACAUCUUUCAGUGUUUAUUAGAUGUAAAUUAAAAAUAAAUAAUAAUAAUUGUGUUUUCCAAGUUAUGAACAUUUUUUUACCACCUAGUAACAAAUAUUUUGUAUGUGAGAAAAAAAAGUGAUAAUAUUGUGAAGAUCUACUGUUAAUGGCAAUACAUUUAUAACUCAAAUGAUUCAAACUAGUUAAAUUCUACGAUUAAUAAAAAAAUUAACACAA
This is a messenger RNA of Copidosoma floridanum, 1642 nucleotides long. RefSeq names its product 26S proteasome regulatory subunit Rpt2 (gene Rpt2). Lineage: Eukaryota; Metazoa; Arthropoda; Insecta; Hymenoptera; Encyrtidae. The record is from RefSeq and is a predicted model, not a curated record. Gene Ontology annotation, molecular function: ATP hydrolysis activity; ATP binding.